AUGAAUGAAUGCACAGAAGAAUAUGAGGACUCAUUAACUAGACCACUGAAUGAUGAUAAUGGCACGCCAUUAGCUAGAACAUGGAAAGACCAAACUUCAUUCUUAUGCACUAUUCCAGUUCAACGUGAUGGAGCGGGUAUAUUCUUUGAUGGAUUAGAAACUUUCAACUCACAAGUUACAGUACAAGUGAAAGCUUAUCCAAUCAUUCAGGGUGAAAAUGACACUUACUGUUCAAAGGUGACAAAUCCUCCUCAGGUUUGGUUUACUAGGACUACAUAUUGGACAUGGACACCGGAUGAAUGUUUGAAAUAUCAUCCAACAGGUACACCAUCACAGUAUAGAAGUUCAUAUGAUGAAAUAUUGAUGAAUAGAAAUGUUUAA
Messenger RNA from Trichomonas vaginalis G3, 381 nucleotides. RefSeq lists its product as uncharacterized. The transcript has a single exon. Lineage: Eukaryota; Parabasalia; Trichomonadida; Trichomonadidae. The coding region runs from base 1 to 381 and encodes 126 amino acids. The record is from RefSeq and is a predicted model, not a curated record.